Molecule: messenger RNA, 507 nt
Organism: Rotaria sp. Silwood1
Lineage: Eukaryota; Metazoa; Rotifera; Eurotatoria; Philodinida; Philodinidae
Source: the annotation of a GenBank genome assembly
AUGGUACAACUUGGAACUCUGUUGUCUAAAAUACCUGAUCAUUAUCAAGAAGCAAUUAUUAAUCUACCAGUACGAAAACUAUUAAACUUUUAUCACUAUCAUUUGAUGGCUUUGUAUUAUGGUCAACAAAGACAAUGGUUAUUGGCUGUAUUAUGCGAACAGCACGUAAUAAAAGGCUUACAAGCUUUGAUGCCCACCGAAAAAGAUCAUUAUAUCUUCUUUAAUUUUUAUAGCGUAUUAUCAGCAUGUUUGUUAGCACUAGGUGAAAUUCAAACAGCGAUUGAAGGACUUCAUAUAACUUUAUCUAUUCUAUUAAAACAUACACCGAUGGACUAUAAAACAAUAAGUAAUCAUUACUAUCAUCUAGCUAAUGUAUAUAAAAUUAUACCAAAUUGGGAAGCAGCGAGUCAAUAUAUAACAAAAGCAAUUGAAUUAGCACGACUCAGUAAUGAUUUAGACCAAGAAUAUAUUCACAUUCUUGAAACUAAUUUCCAAGUGAUACAGUAA